This is a messenger RNA of Paramisgurnus dabryanus, 8052 nucleotides long. The record is from RefSeq and is a predicted model, not a curated record. Lineage: Eukaryota; Metazoa; Chordata; Actinopteri; Cypriniformes; Cobitidae.
AAGGAACAGUAUGUAAGAAAUGUAUAUCAAUUAAUCAUAAAAUGGCCAUGAUAUGUCACUAGACAUUAAGAAUUAAUUUUCAUUUCAAAUAUUUAUAUCACUGACAUCAGUGGCCUGGCAAGGAUAUUGUCAUUUAAAAAGUGGAGUUGCAGUCCUCAACUGAUGUUUAUGUUGUCAUUUUGCGUAUUGGCCACUAGUUGUGUGAUUGCAGUACCAGUUUUGGCCACAAUCCUACAUACUGUUCCUUUAACACUGUAAUGUUUGUGGGAAUAUUUUUAGUCAACAGUGAAACUAACUUAAAGGUCAUGUUUUCCUAAUCCUAUUUUUUAAACCCUAGUUAGAGUGUAAUGUUGCUAUAAUAGCAUAAAUAAUACUUGUAAAAUGAUAAAGCUCACUGCCAGGCGAUAUAUUUUCUUUAACAGAAUUCGCCUUUCACAGCUUACAGCGAACGGCCGGUUUGGACUACAGACCUCUACUUCCUGUUUUAAUGACUACAAUAGAACAGUUUUUGACUAAACCCCGCCCACAGGAAUAUGUCAGUCGCCAGCUAAGCUAACGGCAAGCUAAUCAGCCUGUUUUGAGGACAGCGAAAACAGCGCUAUACAGAUAAGUAAAUUAUGUGACCUCUAAGCACAAUAGAUUCCAUACAGGUGAAAAACCCUUAAGUGUGACAAGACGUUUGCUCUGUCAGUCACUUCCCUUCUGAAAAAAAAAACAACAAUAAAACCUUUACAGAAAUUCCGUAUGGUUUCCAUUAGCUUUUACCAUUAAAACCACUACAAAAUAUCUUCCUUUGAACUAAUUAAACGUCUGACCGAACAUUUUAAACUGUCAGUGCCUUAAAAUUAGCAGUUUAGGUGCCAAGCUGUUAAAAAGUGUAUGUGUGUAUGUGUCCGGGAGCAAACAAACUGUUCAUAAUAGUGUUAAUAAAAUAUGAAAAACAACAUGAAUUAACACAUUUAUCAUUUGUAUGUCACAUUUAUCUCUUUUAAGAACUCAUUAAUUUUAUAUUGUGUGCUAUGUGAUUUUUCUAAUUGGUUUUAAGUAUUUAUGUCAUGGGACCACAAUGUGAUUAAUUGUUCAUUUAAGAAAGGAACUGUUCAGAUUAUUCAGUAAAUUCUUUGUUCAUUUUUACAAUGAUUAUGUCUUCUGACUUCUGCUAUAGGCCUAUUCUCUUGGCUGGUAAAUGAAAGUUUACAUAAUUAUUCAGUAUUUUGUCAGUCUUUUUAUUCUUUCUAUGAAAGUUAAAGGACCUGUUAUUGCAUUGAUAUCAUCUUGUCCAGAUGCACAGUGUGAUGUGGUAGCACAAUAGAAAUGAACUGCAAGAGCUUGUUGAGGGAUAAAGACUGAUGAGAGGAACACCACUAUUUGAGUAUAUGUUGCAUAAAUGGACAAGUUUGUCACACUCAGUGCACAGAUACCAUAUAUUGUAUAACAGGUUUCUUUUUACUUUAUUAUUAUUAUGACGAUCACAGUUAAAUGUAAUGUGGUAAUUAAAAAGGAAGAAUGUCAUUGUACAGGUAAAUUUACAGAUGAAAAUAAGGCUUUAUACUUCAACUGCACGUUUCAUUUUCAUAUAUUUAUAAGAGAAUAGUUUAUCAGAAAACGAAAAUUAACCAUGGUUUUACUACAACAACAAAAUACAUGGUAACUGCAGUAAAACAAUUUUAAAAAUUGUAGUUAAACCUUGACUAGUGUAGUAAAAUCAUGGUUUUGCUGAUAGUAAUCACUACACAAAAACCAUUGUUACUAAACUCUUACCAUACUAAAACCAUGUUUAAUAAAGGGAGGUACCAUAAUGUGUGUUAUUAAUUGUUCACUAAAUUCCACUGCAGUGUAAUUGGCUCCUGUAGGCAGUGUUUGAAUCAACAGUGAAUAUAUAUAUAUAUAUUUUAAUAUUUGGUGCAGAUCAUUACAAUGUUUAUCUUAUAUCGUGUACAUUCUCACUCACUGUACACGAAACAACAGAGCCGUAAAUCUGCCUCCAGAUCUGCAGCCUCCUCAUACUCACUUAUAAAGCAGUGAGCGUCUUCUGUCUCCAGUACAGCAGGAGGCGCUGCAGCUCUUUAGUCCGCAGAUAAACUCACUAAAGAAAGAAAGAAAGAAAGAGCGCGAGUGUGAUGUGUUUGUGUAUCAUCAGUGUUUUUCUCUCUUGCGUGUUUCGUUGACUGUAAACAGAGUCUUGUCUCUGUGUAUUUUAGUGUUGAGACGUUGAUGAUGAGAUAUGCUGUAAAUCAAACUGAUCUGUCUAUGCUGGAUAUAUUGAUGAUUUCAUCACAGAAAACUCUCAGCUGAAGAAUGAGGUGGCGUUACUGGAGACAAAGCUGAGGUCAAGAGGAGAUUUAGCAAUGAAUCGAGAGGAUGUGGAUUGUUGUGAAUCUUCAGUGUAUGUGACUGAUGAUGGGAGUCUGGAUUCAGUGUGGAUGAGCAGAGAUCAGAGCCGCACACCACAGCCACUGCUGGACUCUAAACUCUCUGAAGAGAAAUCCAGACACACACAGGACUCCGAUCUCAGUCUGACUUUACUCUGUUAUACUGAGUCAAAGCCCACAGACACUCAGGACACUACAGUGUGUGACAGUAAACAGAGCUUACAGGAGGAUCAAACCUCCACAGAGUCUCUGGAUUCUGUCUGUAACGCUGGAGAACAGCAGCAGAUCCUGCAGACCAAACUGAAGAUGUAUUCAGUUAAACUCAUCGACUGCACGAACCUCAUGAUGAAGAUUAAAACUGAGCCCACAGAAAUCAAAACUGAACCCACAGAAAUCAAAACUGAACCCACAGAAGAGGAAGAUUGCACAGAGGAAGAUGAUGAUUUUAUUAUUACAGAUGUGAAGAGUGAUUCAUGUUUGGAUAUAGAAAUAACGUCCUCAACAUCAAAAGAGCGACUGACAGCACAAACUCUUUCCUGCAUCACCUGUGGAAAGACGUUCAGCUCACAGAGACAUUUAGAGAGACAUGAGAGAAAACACACAGAACAGAAACUCUUCACCAGAUCUGAGAUCAGCUUUACUACCUUACAAGAGAAGAAACUUCAUUCAGAAGACCACAGAGAGAAGAAGCCGUUUCACUGUGAGCAGUGUGGGACGAUAUGUGUCUCUUCCUCUGAUCUAAAUGUUCACAUGAGGACACACAGUGGUGAAAAGCCUUUCUACUGCACUGAAUGUGGAAAUUACUUCAGAACCAAAUCCAAUCUUAAAGUUCAUCAGAGACUUCAUACAGGUGAAAAACCUUACAAAUGCUCUCAGUGUGACAAGACGUUUGCUCAGUCAAGUUACUUACAAGCCCAUCAGAGACUUCAUACUGGAGAGAAACCUUACGUCUGUGAUCACUGUGGAAAGAGCUUCUCUAAUUCAUCUAAUUUAAGAAUUCAUCAGAAGGUUCAUACUGGAGAGAAAUCUCAUCACUGCAGUCUCUGUGGGAAGAGUUUUAGUGUUAAGGCUUCAUUACUAAAUCACAAGAGACUUCAUACAGGUGAAAAACCUUUCAAAUGCUCUCAGUGUGACAAGACAUUUGCUUUGUCACGUUACUUCCAAGCUCAUCAAAGAGUUCAUUCUGGAGAGAAACCUUAUCACUGUAGUGUCUGUGGGAAGAGUUUUAGUGUAAAGGCUACAUUAUUAAAUCACAAGAGAAUUCAUGAAAAACCUUACAAAUGCUCUCAGUGUGGCAUGACCUUUGCUCAGUCAGGUUACUUAAAAUCCCACCAGAGAGUUCAUACUGGAAUGAAACCUUAUCACUGUAGUGUUUGUGGGAAGAGUUUUACUCGCCAUGAAAGUUUAGUAUUACACCAGAGACUUCAUACAGGUGAAAAACCUUUCAGAUGCUCUCAGUGCGACAAGACAUUUGCUCUGUCAUGUUACUUACAAGCCCAUCAGAGAGUUCAUACUGGAGAGAAACCUCAUCACUGUAGUUUCUGUGGGACGAGUUUUAGACAACAGUAUGCCUUAAUAAUUCACAAGAGAAUUCAUACAGGUGAAAAACCUUUCAAAUGCUCUCAGUGUGACAAGACGUUUGCUCAGUCAGGUCACUUGAAAGCCCAUCAGAGACUUCAUACAGGUGAAAAACCUUUCAAAUGCUCUCAGUGUGAUAAGAAGUUUGCUCUGUCAUGUUACUUAAAAUCCCAUCAGAGAGUUCAUACUGGAGAGAAACCUUAUCACUGUAGUGUCUGUGGGAAGAGACGGAAGAAAGAGCUUGAUGACGCCCUCCUCAACAUGAUAGUUCAAGAUCUCCAGUCUUUCUCUAUUGUGGAAGAUAAUGGUUUCCGAGCUUUAGGCAAGAAGCUGGAUCUGACCUGCACCCUCCCAUCCAGAAAAACACUCAAGGCAAUGAUGAGUGAAAAGUAUGCAGUGGAGAAAGAAAAGGCAGUGGCAGUGGCACAAUUACACUACAUCCCUGCUCAUGCUGGAUAUAUUGAUGAUUUCAUCACAGAAAUCUCUCAGCUGAAGAAAGAGGUGGCGUUACUGGAGACAAAGCUGAGGUCAAGAGGAGAUUUAGCAAUGAAACGAGAGGAUGUGGAUUGUUGUGAAUCUUCAGUGUAUGUGACUGAUGAUGGGAGUCCGGAUUCAGUGUGGAUGAGCAGAGAUCAGAGCCGCACACCACAGCCACUGCUGGACUCUAAACUCUCUGAAGAGAAAUCCAGACACACACAGGACUCUGAUCUCAGUCUGACUUUACUCUGUUAUACUGAGUCAAAGCCCACAGACGCUCAGGACACUACAGUGUGUGACAGUAAACAGAGCUUACAGGAGGAUCAAACCUCCACAGAGUCUCUGGAUUCUGUCUGUAACGCUGGAGAACAGCAGCAGAUCCUGCAGACCAAACUGAAGAUGUGUUCAGUUAAACUCAUCGACUGCACGAACCUCAUGAUGAAGAUUAAAACUGAACCCACAGAAAUCAAAACUGAACCCACAGAAAGCAAAACUGAACCCACAGAAAUCAAAACUGAACCCACAGAAAGCAAAACUGAACCCACAGAAAGCAAAACUGAACCCACAGAAAGCAAAACUGAACCCACAGAAAGCAAAACUGAACCCACAGAAAGCAAAACUGAACCCACAGAAAGCAAAACUGAACCCACAGAAAGCAAAACUGAACCCACAGAAAGCAAAACUGAACCCACAGAAAUCAAAACUGAACCCACAGAAGAGGAAGAUCGCACUGAUGAAGAUGAUGCUUUUGUUCCAUCAGAUGUGAAGAGUGAUUCAUGUUUGAAUAUAGAAAUAACGUCCUUAACAUCAAAAGAGCGACUGACAGCACAAACUCUUUCCUGCAUCACCUGUGGAAAGACAUUCAGCUCACAGAGACUUUUAGAGAGACAUGAGAGAAAACACACAGAACAGAAACUCUUCACCAGAUCUGAGAUCAGCUUUACUACCUUACAAGAGAAGAAACUUCAUUCAGAAGACCACAGAGAGAAGAAGAAGAAGAAGCAGUUUCACUGUGAGCAGUGUGGGAGGAUUUUUGGCUCUUCCUCUAAUCUAAAUGUUCACAUGAGGACACACAGUGGUGAAAAGCCUUUCAACUGCACUGAAUGUGGAAAUUCCUUCAAAAACAAACAACAUCUUAAAAUUCACCAGAGAGUUCACACAGGAGAAAAACCUUACGAGUGUCCUAACUGUGAGAAGAGAUUUAGCUGUAAAUAUAAUCUGAAGAGACAUGUGCUUUCACACACCAAUGAGAGACCGUAUCAGUGCAGUGAAUGUGGAAAAACCUUUAGGGAUUCAGGUUCAUUAAAAAAACACCAGAAUACUCACAUUAAAGAGAAACUCUAUCAGUGUUCACACUGUGAUAAACGUUUCUUUUAUAAAUAUCAGCUGAUAGUCCAUCAGAGAAUUCACACUGGAGAGAAACCUUACAAAUGCUCUCAGUGUGGAAAGAGCUGCACUAGUUCAUCUAAAUUCAGAGAUCAUCAGAGAGUUCAUACUGGAGAGAAACCUUACGCCUGCUCUCACUGUCGAAAGAGCUUCUCUACUUCAUCUAAAUUAAUAGUUCAUCAGAGAGUUCAUACUGGAGAGAAACCUCAUCACUGUAAUGUUUGCGGGAAAAGUUUUAGUCAACAAACUACAUUACUGUGUCACAAGAGACUUCAUACAGGUGAAAAACCUUACAAAUGCUCUCAGUGUGACAAGACGUUUGCUCAGUCAAGUUCCUUAAAAUACCAUCAGAGAGUUCAUACUGGAGAGAAACCUUAUCACUGUAGUGUCUGUGGGAAGAGUUUUAGUCACGGGUCUUCUUUACUAAAGCACAAGAGGAUUCAUAAAUGCAAUCCACCGUGCCAUUUGCCGUUGCCAGUUAUAGGUCUCAUCACUGUAGUGUCUAUAGGUCAAACAAGAAGCAAUAUCUAAACAUGACUCAAAAGCGCAUGCAUUUUCUCUGGGCCAAGGCUCUUUUUGGAAAACUGGGACGCAAUUUCAUCUGGACUAAAGAGGACAAGGACAUCCCAAGUUGUUAUUAGUGCUCAUUUAAGAAACCUGCAUCUCUGAUGGUUUGGGGCUGCAUGAGUGUGUGUGGCAUGGGCAGCUUACACAUCUGGAAAGGCACCAUCAAUGCUGAAAGGUUUAUCCAAGUUGUAGAACAACAUAUGCUCCCAUUCAGACGUCGUCUCUUUAGAGAAAACCUUGCAUUUUCCAACAUGACAAUGCCAGACUACAUACUGCAACUAUUACAACAUCAAGACUGCGUAGAAGAAGGAUCUGAGAACAGUAGACAGUUCAGCAACUAGAAGCCUAUUUUAGACAAGAAUGGGACAACAUUUCUAUUCCUAAACAUUGGUCCUCCUCCAGCUGUUCCUUAUAUGUACAUUUAACUUUCCGGCCUCUUAUUGCUACCUGUCCCAACUUUUUUUGGAAUGUGUAGCUCUCAUGAAAUCCAAAAUGAGACCAUAUUUGGCAUGACAUUUCAAAAUGUCUCACUUUCAACAUUUGAUAUGUUAUCUUUAUUCUAUUGUGAAUCAAAUAUAAGUUUAUGAGAUUUGUAAAUUAUUCCAUUCCUUUUUUACUCCCAAUUUCUACAGUGUCCCAACUUUUUCUGAUUUAGGGUUGUACAACAACGCCCUCACUUGUAUGAUGUCACAGCAGUAGGCAGCGCAAAUAUAACGACAUGCCUGUAAUCCCUCCCACUCUGAAGUAAUACUACCUCGAUUGGAAAAGUUAUCCAAGCCAAAGUGAAGUGAGCUGACCCGACCUGACUCGCAAAUCAGUACGGCUCUGACGGUCGAGGCGAGCUUGCUCAGGAAUGGCAGCAGGCAUGUGUGAGCGCAUCUGCAUGCACAGUGAGGCGAAGACUUUUGGAAGAUGGCCUGGUGUCAAGAAGGGCAGCAAAGAAGCCACUUCUCUCCAAAAAAAAACAUCAGGGACAGCUUGAUCGUCUGCAGAAAAUAUAGUGAAUGGACUCCUGAGGACUGGGGCAAAGUCAUAUCCUCAGAUGAAGCCCCUUUCCGUUUGUUUGGGGCAUCUGGAAGGUGAGCGCUACCAUCAGUCCUGUGUCAUGCCAACAGUAAAGAAUCCUGAGACUUUUCAUGUGUGCGGUUGCUUCUCAUCCAAGGGAGUAGGCUCACUCACAAUUCUGCCCAAAAACCCAGCCAUGAAUAAAGAAUUGUACCAAAAAUCCCUCCAACAGCAACUUCUUCCAACAAUCCAACAACAGUUUGGUGAAGGACAAUGCAUUUUCCAGCACUAUGGAGCACCGUGCCAUAAGGCAAAAGUGAUAACUAAGUGGCUCGGGGACCAGAACGUUAAAAUUUUGGGUCCAUGGCCUGGAACCUCCCCAGAUCUUAAUCAUGUUGAGAACUUGUGGUCAAUCCUCAAGAUGCGGGUGGACAAACAAUAACCCACUAAUUCUGACAAACUCCAAGAAGAGUUGCUAUCAGUCAGGAUUUGGCCCAGAAGUUGAUUGAGAGCAUGCCCAGUCGAGUUGCAGGGGUCCUGAAAAAGAAUGGCCAACACUGCAAAUACUAACUCUUUGCAUAAUGUCAUGUAAUUGUCCAUAAAAGCCUUUGAAACGUAUGAAGUGCUUGUAAUUAUAUUUCAGUACAUCAGUGAAACAACUGUUCAA